CAGGAAUGUUAAAGAGCUGAAAGAAUUUAAUGUAAGUAUCCAUAAUAACGGCGGCCACAAGGGAAAGGGAGUUAAUGGAGGAGGAGAUGUUGUCCAUCCUCGUCACAAAAAGGGUGCAGCUAAUUCUUUGCUUCCCAAAUCUUCUCCUCUUUCAUCCCUGCUUAGACAUGCUUCCACACUUGGCUUGCUUAUCUUUCUAUUCUUCUUUUGAUAUUUGCUUUGCUUAACUAGAGAAAGCAAACCAGGCUUGUGUAGCUAGUUCUACAAAACCUGGCAAUUCAUUAUUAAUGUAUUUAGUCUGUCAUGAGUUAAAAAAAAAGUUUAAUGAUUAUUAGGUCAAAAUUUAGGAUGAAAUUUUAAAACAAAAUUAUUUGAAUUAUUGAUUAUGUGGGUUCAUAUGUGGCCUACAUUAUAAUUAAUAAUAAGCAUAAAUCUGUUAUAAAAUUUGAUCCUAAAAAUUAGUCGUAACUAUCAUUAUUAAAAAAGGAUUAACUCAUGAAUGGUGGUGCUUGCAACGUCAGAUACUUGCCAAAGCAAUUUAUGAAGCAAUUGAGGUAUACAAAUUAAAUGUCCAAGAAACAAAGGUUUGGUCAGUAAUAUCUGAAGUGUGCAAGUUUCAGGCAAGUUGGAUUGGUACAAUCUAAGCUAAUGCAUGAUUUGUAGCAUUGUUAUUGUGAUGUAUAUGGACUGUUUAUGGAAUGUAAGACAAGGUAAGAGUUGGAAUACCAUUUUUUUUUUUUUCUUGAAAAUAAGCAAUGAAGUGAGGGUUGGAAU
This is a messenger RNA of Rubroshorea leprosula, 774 nucleotides long. Lineage: Eukaryota; Viridiplantae; Streptophyta; Magnoliopsida; Malvales; Dipterocarpaceae. The record is from the annotation of a GenBank genome assembly.